GUGCUGCCUAAAAUAUAAAGAUAAUUUAAGACUUAAAUAGCUUUCAAACUACCCCGCCGGAAACCACGGCCAUAGGUUUAUUCUUCCCGAAAUUUUUUAAUAAUACUAAGUUUCGGAUUACAGACAUGACGAAGCCUUCACUCAAUCCUGAAUGGAGAGCAUUUCUUGCCCGGAACCAUACGGUCAGCCACGAUGACGACCAAAGGAAUGCGGCUUUCUUCAGUUCCACAGACGGUAGCCUACUCGCCGCACACGUAUCAAGCGUGGACACAAGAGUUCCAGCCAGAGAUGAUCACCAGAUCCCCAUUCGGAUCUACGCACCUAAAGAAGAUCAGUCAUCCGACAGAAUCGUCAUAUUCUACCACUCGGGUGGUUUCGUGGAAGGCAAUGUUGACACAGAAGACAUCUCUUGCAGGUACAUGGUUAUGGGGAGUCGUAGCACUGUCAUCAGUGUCAACUAUCGGCUCAGUCCGACAUAUGCGUAUCCAGUCCCUAUGAAUGAUGCCUGGGACGCGUUCGAGUAUGUAGUGAGGAACCUGUCCAUUAUUGUGCCGAAGCACAUACCUCCUGUCAGGCUAGUUAUUGCUGGAACCUCAUCGGGAGGACAGCUCGCCGCCAUAGUCUCGCAAAGAGCGAGAGACUGGUUGCAAGAUCCAAGGACUGCAACCGUGGCUGCAAAUAUCAUUCUGAGUGGGGUCCUGCUCCGAGCACCGGUGACUGUACGUUCCACAGAUAGAGCCUUUAUACCACCGGCUUUCAGGGAGCUCCACGGAUCCUGGGCAGAAAAAUUGGAGACAAACCUUGAUAGAUUGGGAAUGGCGGAAAAUCAUGAUCUUCUUGGGGUUCCUAUAGCGAAAAGAAUACAGCCUGACGCUUAUCCCCUAUGGGGCCGAUUUGGCGGGCUGCCGAAGACAUACAUUCAGAUCUGCGAAGUGGAUAUUCUCCGCGACGAUGCAGUGUGCUAUGCACAAGGUUUACGAAGCGCAGGGGUGGAAGUGCGUCUGUCGAUGUACGAGUCGCUGCCGCACAUUUUCUGGGUAUAUGCCCCUCAGCUAGAGGUCUCGAGGCGAGCACAGGAAGACUGUGUCAACGGUUUGGAAUGGCUCUUAAGUUCCGUGGAGUAAAUAGACUAGGUCGAUUGGAGCUUGCUGAUCGUCCGUCACUCGGAUUUCGAUUCACUCAUGUGACAAAUUGACUGGUGCUUGCACUGUUUGUACAUAGCUUGCUUAUUUCCCUACACACGUCUCGUCUCGCGCCCCCCAACCCUCUCGCUUGAGAUUCUGCUUAGAUAGAACCAAUAUUAUCAUAUUGCACGGCCAUCACAUUAUUUCAAGCGCCACUACUACUCUCUCCUCUAUACUGUACGCGGUAUAUAACAACCCGUUGGUAUUCAAAGCCCUCGCGUCCUUUGGCAACGCUAGUCUACACUACUAUUACCCACCAAGUAACCCGACGCCAGCGGUUCGAAAUCGGGAUAUCGAUCUCCGGAAAUGCCUUUUAUUUUAAGCAUCCAUAACUCCCACUGGAAAGAAGCGUUUGCUACUUCUUUGAAGGCUUCGUGGAAGCUUAAAUCGGAAUUGUCCUUGAUCUCGUCGAUGUAGAAGGGUGAGGUAUGAUCAUGGCACUUGAGCUAGCAUGAAUUUGGAAGAUGGAUCUCCCCUAUCAGUACGUGGCCAGAGUGAGCUCCGCCCCCUUUACUUUCAUGCUACGGAAAGUAGACCUGUUGGAACCCCUGGGUAAUUAAGUCCUUCGCUGGGGUCAUGAAACGAAAUCUGGCUCUGUAGCUGCUAAAUGUUCA
Aspergillus alliaceus is the source of this 1798-nucleotide messenger RNA. RefSeq names its product putative lipase/esterase. The record is from RefSeq and is a predicted model, not a curated record. The coding region runs from base 126 to 1124 and encodes 332 amino acids. The transcript has 4 exons. NCBI's taxonomy places the organism in Eukaryota, Fungi, Ascomycota, Eurotiomycetes, Eurotiales, Aspergillaceae. Gene Ontology annotation, molecular function: hydrolase activity.